Ruditapes philippinarum (Manila clam) is the source of this 2478-nucleotide messenger RNA. RefSeq lists its product as uncharacterized. The coding region runs from base 1 to 2478 and encodes 825 amino acids. The record is from RefSeq and is a predicted model, not a curated record. The transcript has a single exon. NCBI's taxonomy places the organism in Eukaryota, Metazoa, Mollusca, Bivalvia, Venerida, Veneridae.
AUGCCACCAAAAGGCAGAGACCAAGUCAAGUUUAAAAACUUUCAAAAUCAAAUGCCUGUCCCAUUUGUAAUCUAUGCCGAUUUUGAAAGCAUAAUCAAACCAAAAACAGAACAGAAAGGAGAUAAAUCAGAAAUAACAAGUGAACAUGAAGCCUGUGGUUUUGGUUAUCAAGUUGUAAGAUAUGAUGGUAAAGCAGAAGAGCCAGUAAUAUACAGAGGUGAAGAUGCAGCUGAAGUAUUCUUAAACCAUUUAGAAUGUGAAGUAGAAAACAUAAACAACAUCUUUAAACAUCCUAAACCGCUAAUAAUGACAGAACAAAACAUACAAGAUUACGACAAGGCUACUCACUGUUGGAUAUGCAAACAAGAAAUAAAUAAAGAUAAAGUAAGAGACCACUGCCACUUCACCGGUGAAUACAGAGGUGCAGCACACAAAUCCUGCAAUCUCAAGCUUGUCAUCAAACCAAAUAAAACUAAGAUUCCAGUUGUCUUUCACAAUCUAAAAGGAUACGACAGUCAUCUUAUCAUGCAGAAGAUACAUAAAACAAGUGGAAACAUUACAUGUAUUGCAAAUAAUGCAGAGAAAUACAUCUCAUUCAGCGUAGGGCAACUGAAAUUCUUAGACAGUUUUCAGUUCAUGGCUUCAUCAUUAGAGAAAUUAGUUGAUGCAACUGACAAGUCUGAUUUCAAACUAACAAGAGAAGUGUUUGGUAACAAAACCGAUACCAUCCUACGCAAAGGUGUCUAUCCUUAUGAAUAUAUAGACAAUCAAGAAAGAUUUGAUGAAACACAAUUACCUCAUAUAGAAAAAUUUUACAGCAGUCUUACAGAUGAAAGCAUUAAACAAAAAGACUAUGAACAUGCUCAAAAUGUGUGGAAAACCUUCAACUGUAAAACACUUGGUGAUUAUCAUGACUUAUACCUAAAAACAGAUGUUCUCUUGCUUGCAGAUGUCUUUCAAACAUUCAGAAAAACAUGUAUGAACACAUAUAAACUGGACCCUCUACACUAUUACACCGCACCUGGUCUGUCAUGGGAUGCCCUUCUGAAAUACACUCAAAUAGACUUAGAACUUCUAACAGAUCUGGACAUGCAUCUCUUCAUUGAGAAAGGAAUGAGAGGUGGAAUCAGUAUGGUAUCAAAAAGACAUGCCAAAGCGAACAAUCCACAUAUUGCGGAUUAUGACCCCGACAAAGAUGACAGCUACAUUAUGUAUUUAGACGCAAACAACCUAUAUGGUCAUUCAAUGAGCCAACCACUUCCAUACGGUGGAUUUAAAUGGCUAACCAAUAAAGACUUGAUAAAUGGCAAACUUCCACCAUUACAAAAAGGCAAAGGAAGAAUAUAUGAAGUAGAUUUAGAAUAUCCAAAACAUUUACAUAAACUACACAAUGAUUAUCCACUUGCACCUGAAAAACUUGCAGUUAAAUUAGAAUGGUUAUCUGAUUAUCAAAAUGAACUGCUUGAUAACAACGGCAUGUUGAACGUAGAAAAACUUGUUCCCAAUCUAAUGGAUAAGAAAAAAUAUGUUGUUCAUUACAAGAACUUGAGACUUUAUAAACAACUUGGCAUGAAAGUGAAAAAAGUAUACAGAGUAUUAGAAUUUGAUGAAAAACCUUGGAUGAAGCCUUACAUACAUUUGAAUACAGAAUUACGUAAAAAAGCUAAGUCUUCAUUUGAAAAAGAUUUCUUUAAGCUUAUGAACAACUCAGUAUUUGGUAAAACAAUGGAAAACAUACGUAAAAGAGUGGAUAUUAAAUUAGUCAAAACAGAUGGCAGUGAAAAUGAAAAGCUCCGUAAAAUAAUAGCCAAACCAAAUUUCAACAGACGUGUUAAGUUCUCUGAUGAACUAUCAGCAAUACACGUUCAUAAAACAAAACUCACACUGAACAAACCAAUCUAUGUAGGGUUCUCUGUUUUAGAACUGUCAAAACACCAUAUGUAUGACUGGUAUUACAACACACUGAAAAAGAAGUAUGGUGAGGAUUGCACCUUGCUUUACACUGAUACUGACAGUCUACUGGUAGACAUUAAAACCAAAGAUGCUUAUAAAGAUAUGUCUGAGAUGAAAGACGAAUAUGACUUCUCUGAUUAUCCAAAAGAACACCCACUACAUGAUGAAACAAACAAGAAAGUCAUAGGCAAAUUCAAAGAUGAAUGUUCUGGUGUUGCAAUAGCUGAAUAUAUCGGUUUGCGUCCUAAACUAUACUCUAUAAUGAGAACAGAUGAACAGGUAAUCAAGAAAGCAAAGGGUGUUAAAAAAUAUGUAAUCAAGAAACAAAUCAACUUUGAGAACUAUAAAGAUGCAUUAUUCAACAAGCAAAAGUACACACACUCAAUGAACAUGUUACGUUCCAUGCAACACAACAUCUAUGGAUUAAAAGUAAACAAAACAACACUAUCCCCACUUGACACAAAAAGAUAUAUAGCACCAGAUGGAAUUACGACAUACGCGUAUGGGUAUCAGCCGGAACAAUAA